AUGGGAGCCUUAAACGGACAAGGCUAUGAAAUGACAGCUUAUGAGCACCAAGUCUCGCCACAUUUGACGAACGUCGAAGGUUCAAUCCAAGACCAAAUUUCAUUAGCUAGAAGCGAGACGACUCAGCUUUAUGGACUCAUCGAGCGUGUGAAGGCCAAAGUCCGCGAUGCAGACUUACCCCAUAUGUCGAAAGGGGUGCCGUCAUUGCGAAAUGGAGGCGUGAACCUGUCCACACAUCUGACUCUAAAUGGUCACAACAACAAAAUAUCAGACUUUGCAUGGUCAUCCGACUCACGAAGCAUCCUUAGCGCAAGCCAAGACGGCUUCAUGAUAAUGUGGGAUGCAGCCUCCGGUUUCAAGAAAAACGCAAUACCACUAGACUCUCAAUGGGUUCUAACAUGUGCCAUCAACCCAACCGGUAACCUGGUUGCCAGUGCUGGCUUGACCAAUAACUGUACCGUGUACCGAGUUUCUCAGGAAAACCGCGUGCAGCAACAAAUUGUAUCAAUAUUCAAAGGGCACACCUGCUACGUCUCCCAAGUAGAAUUCCUUGAUAGUAGUAACAUUAUAACAGCAAGUGGGGAUAUGACGUGUGCCCUAUGGGACAUCCCAAAGGCUAAAAGAGUGAGUGAGUUUUCCGACCAUCUUGGAGACGUUCUGGCGCUAGCGCUACCGCCCGAGUCAAGUCACCGAGGUAAGACUGUUUUUGUCAGCGGUGGAUCCGACGGUUACGCUUAUAUUUGGGAUAUCAGAACGCGAAGUGCCGUUCAGAGUUUCUUUGUGAGUGAAAGUGACGUUAGUACCAUAAAGUUCUUCAACAACGGAGAUGCCAUUGUCACCGGCACAGAUGAUGGUGUGGCUCGCAUGUUUGACUUGCGAAGUGAUUGUGUGGUAGCUAAGUACUCAUUAAGUCAAGGGUUGCACCAACAAGCUAAUUCUCCAACGCAACAAUAUGGCGCAGCUUCUAUGGACUAUGCUGUGUCACCAACCACUAAUCCUUCCUUGUCACGGGCUGCACAAAGCGCAAACUCCACAUACCUCAACAACCAGGGUCUGGUAUCGUUAGAUUUUAGCGGGUCUGGACGAUUGAUGCAUGCGUGUUAUACAGAUUAUGGAUGCGUUAUAUGGGAUACCCUUAAAGCGGAGAUUGUUGGGAAGCUGGAGGGACACUCCAGCAGAAUAUCGGGCGUAAAAACUAGCCCUGAUGGAAUGGCCGUAUGCACUGGAUCGUGGGAUGCUACUUUGAAGCUGUGGUCGCCAGCAUAUAUGUAG
Lachancea nothofagi CBS 11611 is the source of this 1272-nucleotide messenger RNA. The record is from the annotation of a GenBank genome assembly. NCBI's taxonomy places the organism in Eukaryota, Fungi, Ascomycota, Saccharomycetes, Saccharomycetales, Saccharomycetaceae.